Molecule: messenger RNA, 5269 nt
Organism: Hypanus sabinus (Atlantic stingray)
Lineage: Eukaryota; Metazoa; Chordata; Chondrichthyes; Myliobatiformes; Dasyatidae
Gene: st6galnac3
Product: ST6 (alpha-N-acetyl-neuraminyl-2,3-beta-galactosyl-1,3)-N-acetylgalactosaminide alpha-2,6-sialyltransferase 3
Exons: 4
Coding region: 1817-2587 (256 amino acids)
Biological process (GO): ganglioside biosynthetic process; oligosaccharide metabolic process
Molecular function (GO): alpha-N-acetylgalactosaminide alpha-2,6-sialyltransferase activity
Source: RefSeq, a predicted model, not a curated record
AAGGUUUAGAAGGGAAAGAAAGAUUUAAAUGGAAUUUGGUGGGGGGGGAAUUCUUCUUCAUGCAGAGGGGGUGUGUAUAUUGAAUUGGCUGCCAAAGGAAGUAAUUGUGGCAGGCACAUUAAAAAAAUUAAAAAGACACUUUUACAGGUAGAUGGAUCGGAAAGAUUUAGAGGGAUGUGGAUCAAGUUGACAUUGAUAGGAAGUAAAACUGGGCUGAGAAGUGGCAGAUGGAGUUCAACCCAGAUAAAUGUGAGGUGGUUCAUUUUGGUAGGUGAAAUAUGAUGGCAGAAUGUAGUAUAAGACAGAAUAGGACUCUUGGCAGUGUGGAGGAUCAGAGGUAUCUUGAGGUCCGAGUCCAUAGGACACACAAAGCUACAACACGGGUUGACUCUGUGGUUGUACUGUGUAUUGACCUUCAUCAUUCAUGGAGUUGAAUUUAGGAGCUGAGAGGUAAUGUUGCAGUUAUAUAGGACCCUGGUCAGACCGCACUUGGAGUACUGUGCUCAAUUCUGGUCGCCUCACUACAGGAAGCACAUAGAAGCCAUAGAAAGGGUGCAGAGGAGAUUUACUUAGAAACAUAGGAAACAUACAGCACAAUACAGGCCCUUCAGGAUGUUGUCUGGAUUGGGGAGCAUGCCUUAUGAGAAUAGGUUGCCUUUUCUCCUUGGAGUGACGGAGGAUGAGAGGUGACCUGAUAGAGGUUGAUGAGAGGCAUUGAUUGUGUGGAUAGUCAGAGGCUUUUCCCCAGGGCUGAAUUGGCUAGCACAAGAGGGCAUAGUUUUAAGGUGCUUUGAAGUAGGUACAGAAGAGAUGUCAGGGGUAAGUUUUUCACACAGUGGUGAGUGCGUGGAAUGGGCUGCCGGUGGCAGUGGUGGAGGCGGAAACCAUAGGUUCUUUUAAGAGACUCCCGAGUGGCUACGUGGAGCUUAAAAAAAUAGAGGGCUAUGGGUAAAGCCUAGGUAAUUCUAAAGUAGGGACUUGUUCGGCACAGCUUUGUGGGCUGAAGAGCCUGUAUUGUGCUGUAUGUUUUCUAUGUUUCUAAGUUCAGGGAAAUGGGACCAGCUUCAAUGGGCAUCUAAGUAAGCAUGGACAAGUUGGGCCAGAGGGCCUGUUUCUAUUCUACGGUGCUGUCAAGACAAACUAGAGUUUCUAGAAAGUAUUGGGACCUAGAGGCAAAAGAAAAUAAAAUUUAAAAGUAAUAGCAAGAAUCCACUAAUAGACCAGAUGGAACCCACUGCCUGAGUGGUGCUUCUGCCCAGAACAUUGGGAGGGGACCCCGCAGCAUCACAGUGGCAGUCCGGGAGCAGUUUUGGAAUCUGAGGUAAGAUGCUGAACUUUAAAUAACCUGAGAGACUGUUUCAUGGAAAAGAGCCCUGCUGUCACUGCGUUUGGGUUAGCGCUAGCUUCGUCACGGGGAUCAUCAUGCGCAGGUGCUACUGGGAAAUGGCGUGAGGUUUAAGAAGAGCUCCAGAAUCUUCGGGGAGGGUUCGCCCAGUUUAAAAACAUAACGGUCUAUUAGAGAAACGGAGACUGUGCAGGUCGGAAUCCGUCUACAAAGUCCGGAGAGGCAGCCAGUUUUUUCACCUAAUGACUAAGGACUAAUGAUUGACUAGUGACUAAUGACUAAUGACUGAUGGAACUAUCAAACUGCCUCACUUGUGAAAAAUAAAAGGAAGAAAAAGGAAAAGAUGUUUGGUCAUUGAGUGGAAUCCGGUUAAAAACUUUCGGGUAGACGCAUUCAAUCUCUUUCAAGUGGGGAAGCUGCACAUGUCCAAAGAAGAACAAGAAACCCAACUCGACAGUACUCUAAGACACAAUGACUCUAUGGAAGAACAUCAGGCCUCUCCGCCUGCACUGUGACCUUUGCAGCAUCGUGUCCAGCUCUGGACAGAUGCUUGGCCAGCAGGCCGGCAAGCUGAUUGACCAGUCACCCUGCGUAUGGAGAAUGAACAAUGCACCCACGCUGGGGUUUGAGUCCGACGUUGGCACCAGGACAACUGUCAGGGUGGUGUCCCACACCAGCUUACCACUCCUACUACAGAAGCAACAGAAUUACUUUGCAGAAGCCAAUGAGACCAUCUACGUGAUCUGGGGUCCCUAUCGGAACAUGCGGCAGGACGGUCAAGGGCCCACAUACAACGAAUUACAGAAGCUGGCCAGAAAGUACCCCCACGCCAAGAUCUACAUGACCACACAGGAACGAAUGAAGUACUGCGACAACAUCUUCAAGCAGGAAACAGGAAGGGACAGGUUAUUGUCAGGUACAUACCUAAGUACUGGCUGGUUCACACUCGUGCUUGCGAUGGAAGUCUGCCCUAAAAUUCAUAUCUUUGGAAUGGUUAAUGAUGCUUAUUGUAGUCUUCACAGGAAUGAAAAACGCAAAAAAAUUCCUUAUCAUUACUAUGAACCUGGGAGUCGAGACGAAUGCGCAGAGUAUGUCAGGCACGAAAAAGCCCACCAUGGAGGUCACAGAUUCAUUACUGAGAAAGCCAUCUUUGCCAAGUGGGCCAAACAUCAUAAUAUAACCUUCUCGCACCCAUCUAGGGAAUUCUCUGACACAGGCGCACAAACGCCGAGGGAGGACUGAAUGUUCCAAGACGCGUUUAGAAGGAAGACAUUGCCACUACUCUAAGUUUACUGUGGAAAACGUUGCUUCUCCACUCUUUGAAUGUGUAGUGAAUGCAUAUGGAUUUAACACAAACUUCUGCACCAUCCCGGAAGGAAGAAAGAGCAAAUAGUUAAGUAUUUAAUGCAUUAAGUGUUUCACAAAUGUACAAAUUAAUCUGGCACUGUGUACUGAAAAGCAGCACUUUAACUCUUUGACAAUGGAAGACUCUACAAUUUUUAACCAGUGUUCUGGAUUUUAAGUGGAGCAUUACCAGGCCUUGUGAGUCCACCCCUUCAUCCACUGCUCAUUCAGGAAGAUCAGGUGGUCUGACAAGAAAUACCAAAAGAUUUGUUGGAGUUCAAUCGUAGAAAGUAGUAGCAUGCAUCAAAAUCAGAAAAGAAACAGCAGUUAAUCUGGCAAUAUCUUCAUGUAACAGGCCAUUGAUAAUGUUGUCAAUGAAGAGUUGCUCACUUCCUGACGUGCUAAGCCCUCUCCAGCACUGACAAAUCACAAGUUAGGAAAAUGUAUGUGUCAUUAGAGAGAAGUAACCAAGCUCUCAGGAAGAAGCUUGAUUGACAAUCCAUCUACCGUCUAAAAUGUAGUAAAUAAGAGUGGAGUAGGCCAAUCAGCCAUUUGGCCCAUCCAGUCUGCUCUGCAAUUCAAAGCAAUCAUUGCCCAAUCUGCUGUCUCAAUAACGUGCUCACACUCUUUCCCAGUAUCCCUUGAUGCUCUUUUUGUUGAGAAAUCUACCUACUCUGAAAUUCAUUGCCAUGGACAGCUGUAGAGGUCAAGUCAUUAAGUAUAUUUAAAGCAGAGGUUGAUAGGUUCUUAAUUAGUAAGGGUGUCAAUGAUUAUGGGGAGAAGGCAAGAGAAUGGAGUUGAGACGGACAUUACGUCAGCCAUGAUCGAAUGGCAGAGCAGACUCGAUGGGCCAAAUGGCCUAAUUCUUCUCUGAUGUUUUAUGGUCUUAUGAUCUACUCCUUAAAUAUAUUGUGUCUUAUCCUGCACCACAGAUUCACCAUCUGCUGAAUGAAGGAAUCUCUCCUCAUCUCCAUCCAAGUUAUCCUGAGACUCUGAUAUCUCAUUUCAGAACCACUAUUCACCACUGUUCUACACAGCCAGAGAAACAUUCUCCUUGUAUCCACUCUGUCUAAUCAGGUUACACUCUGGUCAACUCAAUGUCUCUUUAUACAAUCAUCCCUCCAGCAAUCGCUCUGGUGAAACUGCACUUGGCUCUUUACCUUCAUUAACUGGUUGGUUGGAUGUCCGUCAUGUUGGUGACAGCGCAGGAGAAAUAAAGUGGGAAAGCCUUUGCACCGAGGCAGCUGUACUCUUUUGACCUUGGCAGUCUAGGUCCAAUGGCCCCAUAACUGGGGUCUGACUUGGUUACAGUAGAUGACCAUGUGCCUUGUCAUGCCCUUUUCUCUCUAUGAGGCAUUGCAGAACGGGCUUCCUGGACAUUGGAGCUAUCUUUUGGUCUUACCUGCCCAGUCCACCAGAGGUGACUACAUAUGCUGCCACAGAUCAGCCCCCAUCUCACUGGGGUGUGAGGCCUGCUGGCAACCCUCAGCUGCUUUAGCCUGCCUGUACUGGUGCCCCUGUUGCAGGCAAGCGGCCUCUUGGAGCCAUAGGUGAGAGCUGAGUGUCCAGUGGAAACUAAAGGUGAGUGAACUGCCCCAAAAUGAACACAAGCCCCCUCACCAGAGGUGCUACCCCUCCCUGGAGACCCCAUUCACUCCUUUCCUUGGACCAAAGCAGCACACAAUACUCCAAGUACAUUCUCACCAUGACCCUCUAUAAAUGUAGAAAGACAUCCUUGUUCCUGUACCCAGAGCUUGCAAUAAAUCCAACACGCCGUUUACCAUCAAAGAUUGCAGGGACAAGGCAGAAGAAUGGAUUGAGAAGGAUAAUAAAUCAGCCAUGAUUGAGUGUGGAGAGUACCUGAUCGGCUGAAUAUCCCAAUUCUGCCACUGUGUCUUAUGAUCUUUUGGUCAAAUUUACUUUUGAUAAUGGGUAUAUGAAGACCCAGAAAAUCUUUUGUUUACAUCAACAUUUCCCAAUCUCUCACUAUUUAAAUAAUAUGCCUGCCUUUCAGUGUUUUUCUACCAAAGUGGAACUUCACAUUUCUCUGUGUUAUACUGUUUCUGCCAUAGAAUUGGCAACUCAUUCAUCUUGAAACCUCUCCUCACAUGCAAUCCCAUCCAGAUUUAUGCCCGUCAUCUAUUUUAGAAUUGUUUUAUUUGGUUCCUCACUGAGAACAUUAAGGUAUAUUUCAUAGUUUCAUUUUAUUGUCAAAAUAUGCACGUACAAUACAACUCUGAUAUUUGUCUUCUCCAGAUAGCCAUUAAAUACAGAAAUACCAUGGAUGCUGAUGAAAAAAAAAGACAUCAACUCCCCCCCAACCGGCAGGAAAACGAAAAGAAAUAAAACUUGCAGACCCAAAAAUCCCACCCUCACCUGCAGCAAAAAAAGAUCCAUAACAUCAAUCACCGAGCUCCUACACAAAACAAUCCCCACUUGCAGCAGAUAAAAGCAACAGCAGCACCAAACUCCCAACCCCCCCCUUACACACAAAAAUUAACACAUCACCCACCCGCCAAUUGUUCAAAAGAAAGAAAACACCAAAAAAAGCGAUUGUACAGUCCAACAAUCACACAAAAC